GCAAAGCUGCAGCCGGACGGAAACAAUGCCGUGGACCCACCCACCUCCGCUCCAGUCCACACUAAACCAAACUAACCCAACCCUGCCGCUCUCUGCUCGGCUCUUCCUGGUUCUGAACUCCGUACCUCUCAAGUUCUGAAGAUGAGUUACCCAGGAUACCCGCCUCAAUCUGGUGGGUACCCUCCUCAGACGGGUUACCCACCUCAACCUGGCGCUUAUCCACCACCUCAAGGAGGCGGCUACCCUCCAGCAGGAGGCGGCUACCCCCCACAGGCUGGAGGCUACCCCCCACAGGCUGGUGGAUACCCCCCACAGGCAGGCGGAUUCCCACCCCAGUCCGGUGGUUACCCUCCAGCAGCAGGCAGUUACCCCCCAGCAGCAGGGGGCUACCCUCAGGCCGGGGGCUACCCUGCCCCAGCCGGAGGCUUCCCUCCUCAGGCAGGAGGCUACCCAGCACCGCCUGGAGCUGGAGGUUACCCUGCCAUGCCUCCAUCAGGUGGAGGCUGGGGUGCAGCACCAGGCGGAUACGGAGCGCCGGGAGGAGCUCCGCAGGGUUACCCAGGGGGCCCUGCACCAGGCCAGCCCAUGCCGAAUUACCCAGCAGGCCCUGCAACUAGCCCCUCAAUGCCUGCACAUGGAGGUGGCGCUCCGUCCCACCCUCAGGCACCGGCCUUUCCUAAAGGCUACAGGGGCUCCAUGAAGGACUUUCCAGGGGCCGAUCCACUGAGGGAUGUGGAGGUUCUUCGGAAAGCCAUGAAGGGUUUUGGCACUGAUGAGAAUGCCAUAAUCGAACUUCUUGGAAAUCGUACCAACAAGCAGAGGGUUCCAAUGGUCGCAGCUUAUACCACCUAUGGAAAGGAUUUAAUCCGCGAUUUGAAGUCUGAGCUCACUGGAAACUUUGAGAAUCUGGUUCUUGCCAUGUUGAUGAGCCCCGCGCAGUUUGAUGCAGCUGAACUCCGAGAGGCCAUAAAGGGUGCAGGGACAGAUGAGGCCUGUCUCAUUGAGAUCCUUUCAUCACGCAACAAUGCAGACAUUCAUGAAAUCAACAGAAUCUACAAAUCUGAGUACGGGAAAACCCUGGAGGACGCCAUCAACAGUGACACCUCUGGUCACUUCCGCAGACUCCUGGUUUCUCUCUGUCAGGGCAACCGUGACGAGAGGGAAACUGUUGACGUGUCUUUGGCCAAACAGGACGCUCAGAAAUUGUAUGCUGCUGGGGAAAAUAAAGUGGGAACAGAUGAGUCCCAGUUUAAAGCCAUAUUGUGUGCUCGUAGCAAGCCUCACCUUCGUGCAGUGUUCCAGGAGUACCAGCAGAUGACUGGUAGAGACAUUGAGAAGAGCAUCUGCAGGGAAAUGUCUGGCAACCUGGAGUCUGGCAUGGUUGCUGUGGUGAAAUGCAUCAAGAACACUCCUGGCUACUUUGCAGAAAGGCUGCACAAAGCCAUGCAGGGAGCAGGGACCAAGGACAGAACCCUGAUCCGCAUCAUGGUGUCCCGCUCUGAGAUAGACAUGUUGGACAUCAGACAGGAGUAUCUGAGGACCUACGGCAAAUCACUGUACACUCACAUCUCAGGCGAUACCUCUGGCGACUACAAGAAGCUGCUGCUGAAGCUCUGCGGAGGAAGCGACUAAUCGACGGAAAACGGCUUCACCGUAAAGGACGACUAAAGUGUCCACACUGAAACAUUGUUCUAGUUCUAUAAGCCACAUAUGAUGCAUGCAGUUAAUUUUGUACACUAUGUGUUGAAGUAGACAGCUGCCAAAUAGUAAAUAUAUUUAUAUAAAGAUUUAUAAAUAGAGUGGAUAUGCUAAAUCUUAGAGCUAAUGCUAAAUCCCGCCACAUGUACUAAUUUUACACAGAAUUUACGUAAAAAUGCUGAACUAUAUGUCUGAAGUGGUUAAAGAAAUCCCCAGAAGGAGGAUUAAUGAAGAUAAAAUUAAGACAGAAAAAAAAAAAAGUACAUUGAUAGAUCCUUUUAUUUGUUUGUCAUGUACACAAAGUGCCCAACCCUCAAGGGAAUCAAACUACAAGUGCAGUGGUCAAACAUUUCAUGUAAUCACAAAAUCAGGUUAUUUUAUAGUUCGGCCUUCAAAUACUUUUUUCUCUGCGAGGCAUGGUGAAUAAAAUCUUCUAUAGAAUAAAAGGUUUCUGUCGUUGAACAAACAUCCUGCCAAAAGAUAUCAACAGAAAUA
Sphaeramia orbicularis (orbiculate cardinalfish) is the source of this 2193-nucleotide messenger RNA. RefSeq names its product annexin A4-like. The record is from RefSeq and is a predicted model, not a curated record. Gene Ontology annotation, biological process: cytokinetic process; phagocytosis. Gene Ontology annotation, molecular function: calcium-dependent phospholipid binding; calcium ion binding; phosphatidylserine binding. Gene Ontology annotation, cellular component: vesicle membrane; cytoplasm; plasma membrane. NCBI's taxonomy places the organism in Eukaryota, Metazoa, Chordata, Actinopteri, Kurtiformes, Apogonidae.